GCCUCUGCUUGGGGACUGCAAAGGCAUGGGAUAGACCCAGAGCCACUUCUCUCGAUCUCCCCUCCAGCCCUCGCUCGUUUCCCCCCCUUUCAAUUAAAGUCUGUUCCUCGCUUCUAGUCGUUUUAGAGGUUUGUUGGUCAGUCUAGUACCUACCGGCAUUUCAUUUUUCCUGCCUGGGGCAGGGGGUGGGGGUGUCGCAGGGACCGGGGAUUUAUUUGGGGGAGACGGUUGUCCACCUCCCCCUGCCAAUUUCUCCCCCUCCCUUUUCGGCGGUGACUUGAUUUCCCCGCUCCUUUCCACUCCCACUCCUCGAACUCACCGUCCUGCACUCUAGUGACGCACCGACACCCCCCGCCCACAGCCCAGACGUUCCCUCCCUCGCUGCCACCCCGACCCGUCUUGGAGCUGGACCGGGUGCCGACCCGCAGAAGGGAGUCCUCUUGAUCAAGUGAGGAGUGCAGUGUGAGGACCUCUGGGCCUCUCUCGCUUCCUCAGGAAGACUGGAGAAGUAACACCUGUCCUGCGUGUUGGGAAGCUCAAACCAGCGAAACCAUAUGAAAAAGUCUUGCAAACUCUCCUGCUUCCACGCACAUGUUAGAGACGGGAUAUAUGUUGGGUAAAGGAGAAAAACGGAAGUUUGAUGAGUAUGAAGAUGGGCUGGAAGGCAAAAUUGUGUCUCCCUCUGACGGGCCAUCCAAGGUGUCUUACACCUUACAGCGCCAGACUAUCUUCAACAUUUCCCUUAUGAAACUCUACAACCACAGGCCCCUCACAGAGCCCAGCUUGCAAAAGACCGUUCUGAUCAACAACAUGUUGAGGCGGAUCCAGGAGGAGCUCAAACAGGAAGGCAGCCUGCGGCCGGUGUUCACCCCGGCUUCCCAGCCGGCCGACUCGCUGAGUGACAGCUUCCGCGAGGCCCCGCCCACCUUCAGCCACCCGCCGGCCCCGCCCACUCACCCCUGCGACCUCGGAAGCACUACACCCCUGGAGGCUUGCCUCACCCCGGCCUCGCUGCUCGAGGCGGACGAUGACACGUUUUGCACUUCCCCCGCCGCCGUGCCGCCUGCGGCGCCCACCAAACUGUCACCUCCAGCCCUGCCGCCGGAAAAGGACAGCUUCUCCUCGGCCCUGGACGAGAUCGAGGAGCUCUGCCCCACAUCUACCUCCCCCGAGGCCGCCGCCUCGGCGCCCGACGGCUCCAAAGGGGACCCCAGCCUGCAGAAACUCGAAGGGCUCCCCGAGGGCCGCGCCGACGACUCGAAACUGAUGGACUCGCUGCCCGGGAAUUUCGAGAUCACGACGUCCACGGGCUUCCUGACGGACUUGACGCUGGACGACAUCCUGUUCGCCGACAUCGACACCUCCAUGUAUGAUUUUGACCCCUGCACCUCGGCGUCGGGGACCGCCUCCAAAAUGUCCCCCGUGUCCGCCGACGACCUCCUCAAGACUCUCGCCCCCUACAGCAGCCAGCCCGUCGCCCCGAGUCAGCCUUUCAAAAUGGACCUCACAGAGCUGGACCACAUCAUGGAGGUGCUUGUCGGGUCCUAAGCCCCCGCGCCCUGCUGGUGCCCACCCAGGCCCUGCAGAGCCUUCCCGCAGCCCUGACACUUCUCCGCACUGUGCAUGCACCCUUGCUUGCCUUUUUUUUUUUUCCCAGAGUAAACGAACGUUUUACACAAGGAUCACACUAGUUUUUGCUUUGAGCAGAGUUGGAGUGCCUUCAUCCAAGUACGACCACUUUUCAUAGGCUCUUCGGGGCGGCUCCUGAAACCUACUACCCUGCAAUAGGAAAGAAGACAUUUGAAGACAAUGUUGCUAUGUUGAAUGACAAAAAAUAAACAGUUCGAGCAAAGCACAAGGAAUAAGUUGGAAAAGCUGUAAAUUGCAUGUGCAUAUUUGUCUAUUUUUUCUAUAAGUUUUAUUGCAAGAGGUAAAAAAAAAGAAUAUAUAUAUAUAUUAUUUAGAUAAUCUCAGUACCUUUUCUGGCAUUUUUGCCCUUGUAUAGGUUGAUUGGCAAUUCAGCCUUUUUAGAGGCAUUAACUACUCCUCGUAAGUGUUGCAUUUACAUGGCUGUUUAGAAACUGCUGCCCAAAUUUAUUUUAUAUUUUUGUACAGAUUCUGCAGUUUAUGAUAUUGUUUUUCUAAAAACAAAUGCUGUUUAUACCUAUGAGAUAGCUAUUUUGAUAGGAUUUGCUCACAUAGUUCCUGCAAACUUCAGAUGUACAAGUUGCACUUGUACUUUUAUAGAGUUGUAAUGUUUUAUAUGUGUUUGGUGCAAAGAGAAAAUUGGAUCAAAUCAAUCCGCAGUUGAUGUUCCCCAAACACUCUCUCUCUCUCUCUCUCUCUCUCUCUCUCUCUCUCUCUCUCUCUGCUUUAAGAAAGGGCCAGGCAAUAUCAUACCCAAAUUACACAUGCCCCUACCCCCUGGCAUGAACAGCCGCCUGCUCUUUGACUUCCAAAGCCAGAGCCACUGGAGCUCAUCAAAUUCGUAUUAAGCAGUUGGCGGUAGGAGGCCAUUGAACUUGGGGGUUUAAGUGAUAGUUCUCUUUAGCUCCCUCUCUUGAGAGGAUGGCUACCAAGUACUCACUGUAUUUAUGCCAAGUUUGUGCUCCUUAUUGUUUUUACCUUUUUAAAUGAAACCCAAGAUCAUUCCUUUUUGGCAUAAUUUUUAUGAUGACCUGAAAUUUUACAUCUGAACAAAAUUUUGUGAAAAGCAACCAACCUCUUAUAAACGAAGUAGAUGCAAUGCUUUGGGCAUACAAAGAGGAAAAUUUCCCCCAGAAGGCAUCCAUCAUGUUGCUCAGUUGUCUUUUCCAGCUCUGCUUCCCUAGAGCUUUCCUUCCCUCUGUUGCUAAGUGCUGCAAAUGGCAUCUUCGCAGUCACCACAGUGAGCUCUGCUCAUCUCAGCCCAGUCUGGGAUGCGCUCAUAACAUCCAUGGCUCUUGAACCUGGAGUUGGUCCCACUACGUCAUAUCUUCUGAUCUGGUUGCUUUCUUGAAUCGACUGCUUUAACAACACUGGUUACAAUUGUUUUACUGAAAUACAGACAGGACUCUCUAUGCAUGUUUCUCCUCUUUCCCCAUCCCCCCCCCCCCCGCCUCCCCCUCCCCCCAGAACACUUGAGAAGUAGCUCUGUGCUCUGUAUUCCUAGCUGUGUACAUUUAAUUUUAAACUGUUUGCGAUGUAUCAUGCUAGUUGCCAGAAAUUGUUUAUGGCUUUUUUUGUUUCAGUUUUUUCUUUCUUCCAGUGGUACUUUAGCUGGUUACAACCUAUAUUGUUGAAAUGCAGAUGGCUUCUUUAGGAAUAACUUUUAUAUUUAUUUAAGAAUUUUUAAAUUAUGGGAUUUGUGUUGUUGUCGUCUUUAUUGUUGGUCAUUUGUCAAUAUUCAGUCACCAAUUCUGCUCACUUCUUGCCAUGGAUAAAAUUGAGUCUUUCUGGCCAAUUAAAAAAAAAUACAGCUUUAUAAAAUGGCACUUUAAACAAGCCAUAGAUAGUUUUAUUUUUAUAAUGCACAUGGCAAAGCAAAUGCAUUUGUGAUGAAGGAACUGCUUAUCUAAGCAAAAGAUUGGUGUGUGAGAUGGUGAAAUCUUCCUGCAUUCUAAUUUACUUUUAUUUCCCCCCCACUUGAAUGUGUUUUUAAAGGCUAAUUAUCAUCUUGGUAGAGCAGUAAGAAACAUAUCAAAUUGCACUUGUUCUACAAGGGACCUCCACCCUGGACACCUCUGUCCUACUACAAAUAGGUCAUUUCCUUUGCAGGACCAGGGACCAUCAAGUUAGGUGAGGGUUGCUGCGGAUGCUUCCGGUGUCACUGUGCCUGUUCAUUUUAAGAGCUUCCUUUUCCUGUAGAGAACAAGUCGGCCCAGAUGCCAUACUUUUGAUAACUGGAGGACCCAGCAAACUCACCACAUGCUGCACACAUACACAGACGAAUGCAUACACAAUAGUGUUGAUGAUUCCGAACAAAAACAGGGUAAGGAGGUUGAUUUGCCAUUGUUAAAAACUGAUUUACAGUAACUUAGAACAACUGUACUUGGGUUGGAUUAGCAAAUCGUGUGUUUAAACAAAUCCCAUAUGUUGGGCAACAGUUCAAAUAAGCACAGUGAGCGUUGCCCAAACGUGGUUUUCUGACUCUCUUGUAUUUGUAAGGCUGGGCUUCGGCAUCAAAACAAAAUCCUCAGCAACAGCAGGCAAAUGCUUUUUAGCUCUGGACACCCUUGCCGAACACCGUUGAUGUUCAAGGUCUAACAAGGAAGACACGGGAAAUUAGUGGCCCAUUUCAACAAGAACAAAACGAUCAGUGUUCAACUUAUCUCUGGGUCUUAUUUUUAUAAAGUAAUGUCCCCACAAGGAAGAACAUGAGCCUGCGUGAGAGCUCCAGGUCCCGGUCCAAGUGCGGGAUGUGCUUGCAGACACCACCUGGCAGCAGUGCCUUCCCCUUUAUAAAGGACAUCAAGUGGCGCUAGCAUCAGGCAGCCUGAGGCGCCCGCAUGAGAAAGUCAUGCUGGCUGGGAUUGGGAGAGGACGAUUUCUGACUGGUGUGCAAUGAAGUGACAAGAUGAGAGCAGAAUAAUAAGAGCUUUGACUUUGAAGUGAUUUUUUUUCCCAUAAGUUAUUUAUUCCUUUUUUUUUCCUGUGUAAAUAUAUUUAUUUUACUGUGGAGCUCUAACAUCUGGAUCGUAACAUGUGCAGAAUGUACGGUAGGAAUGUAUUCUCUCGUAGGAAUGUAAAUCUGUAUUAAAAGGGGUCCAAUCCAGAUCCCUGGGUCUUCUCAUCGUAUGCGCAGUCCACAUUCAUUUUUCACUCUCUCCUCUAAUAUGGGUCUAUUUGAAAUAUGCAAAAGAUAUGGAUGAGAAAUGUUUUAAUACCUCCAAAUUUUUAAGAAAAUCAAGCAUCAAAGGGUUGAUAUUUUUAAACUUUUUUUUAGUAGCACUUUCUCUUUGUGACAAGAAGGGGCAACCACAGGACACCCUCUCUUCUACCAAAGGGUGAGAACUACCCGGAGCCCCCGCCGCACCUGUGUGUCUUUAUCAAUUGAGCUUUCUAUUGCCAUAACCCCUUGGCGUGUCCCGACUGCCCUAAGGUCAAUCAAGGAAACUUUCUUAAAUAAAUAAGCUCCAAAGAGCCAAAGUAUCAAUUUACAGAUAGUUUUUAAUGCUUAAAUUUAUUAGCCACCUUUGUGGCAAACAAUGAAUUAUGAAUACUGCAGGGCAGCCUUCUUAAGUGACAGGUGUAAAAUAUAAAUAAGAGACUCUUGUGCAGCGAUUGUUUUCUCUAUGAAUUGUCUUAAUUUCAAAACCUUGCUGUUACAAAUUGAACCUUUAUAUGUUUUUUCUGAAAAUAGUGAAAAGAUCUGAUUUAACCUGUUGUGGCUAUCAAUGGUUCACUCCCUGUAACUGCCCACGGCAGCCAGGUGUACAUGUCCUGCUUGUGAACUGUUCUCUGUGCUUCUGAGAAUGAGUCCAAAUGGUUCUUGAAAGUUAGCCAGGAUCCUAUGCUGUUGCUAACAAAGCCAAUAAAAGUUGUGGACGUCUUUUGGGGAUAACAAGUUUGGAAGAGAAGUGUAUUCCAUAAGAGCAAAUAACCAAAAUUUUGGAAAAUGUGUACAUAAUGACAUGUUUUGGUGCACGGUUUUGAGGAGGGCUUUUGUCAAAAAAGGGGGGAAAUGGGGAGGUGUAACCUUUCCCCCACAGACCUGAGAGCUGUGCCUUUUCUAUGCAAUAUUACAGACAUCACAUCGGAACCCAGAUGGCUGGAUCCACAUGUAGGUUUGGGCUGUAAUCUAAGCAAUUGGACAGAUUAAAUGUACAUGGAAAUGAGCAGUCUUACUUUUGUAGUUUUAUAUUAUACAAUAAACAGUUAAAAGAUGA
Sorex araneus (European shrew) is the source of this 5867-nucleotide messenger RNA. RefSeq names its product SERTA domain containing 2 (gene SERTAD2). Gene Ontology annotation, molecular function: transcription regulator activity. Gene Ontology annotation, cellular component: nucleus. Lineage: Eukaryota; Metazoa; Chordata; Mammalia; Eulipotyphla; Soricidae. Bases 592 to 1548 code for a protein of 318 amino acids. The transcript has 3 exons. The record is from RefSeq and is a predicted model, not a curated record.